CAGAAUCCUCAGCAGCGGCGAGGACCAAGAGGCGUCCUUCCUGGCGUGCGCCGGGGUUCUGACCCGGUCUUGAGUAGGCCAAGGAGUGAGAUGGCUGAUACCAGUGCUGGCGGAGUGGCGGGAUCCGAGGCCGGGAAGGCCCCGGUAGCGCAGCGCAUUGAUCCGGCGCGAGAGAAACUGAGCCCGGCCCAGCUGAGUUUCAUGCGGCAGGUGGAGCUCUCCCAGUGGCAGAAAACGCUUCCGCAGCGACGGGGCCGGAACAUCCUGACCGGCCUGAGCAUCGGGGCCCUGGUGUUGGCCAUUUAUGGCUAUACAUUCUACUCAGUGUCCCAGGAGCGGUUCCUAGAUGAUUUGGAAGACAAGGCAAAAGCUGCUAGAGUGAAAGCUGCUGGCACCAACAGCCCCUAGACCCCAAGUUGGUACUCAGACUCUCUCCACACUGGACGGAACUUCUUCUGUACUUCCCCUCCCCUCCAAGAAAAAGGCUCCUACUGGGAUAAACCUCACCUUGGGAUGUUGUUUGGUUAUGGAGUCCCACCUUACUUUGGUAAUUGUGUAUCCAGCCAGUUUGAUGGGAACACCUAUUUCUUCUCCCUCUCCCUACCCCCCCCAAAAGAAAUUGAGCCUUUGUCACAGUAGAGAGGAGGCAUAACUAUGUCACCCUCAGCUUUUUCAGUAGCACCUUAUUCAUGUCUUCAUACUGCUUCCUACUGUAGAGAUUUAAAACCAUUGUGGGGGGGCAAGUAUGGCACCACUAUUCUUUGUUGAAAUCUGAUGUGGCCGUGAUGGUAGUCAAGUUGAGGGCUGAUUCACAAUAAAGUGAAUCAGCUGUUCUAGA
This is a messenger RNA of Phascolarctos cinereus (koala), 838 nucleotides long. It is a transcript of the gene COA3, whose product is annotated as cytochrome c oxidase assembly factor 3. Gene Ontology annotation, biological process: mitochondrial respiratory chain complex IV assembly. The record is from RefSeq and is a predicted model, not a curated record. Gene Ontology annotation, cellular component: mitochondrial inner membrane. Lineage: Eukaryota; Metazoa; Chordata; Mammalia; Diprotodontia; Phascolarctidae.